AGCGCAGCACGCCAAAGAAACCGAAGGCACCCGAAGCCGCUAUGGCGUCUGGCCAGCGCGCGUUUGUUCAGAAACUGAGCAAACAAGCGAACGCGGAUGUCAGACGCCAGAUUGCGAGUACUGCAGCGGAGAGAGAUUUCGCUCAUGGAUUUGGCGGAACACAAGGCAGUGUUCCUCUCACUGAUGUUGUUGAGCCGCUAGACUUUGAGGAGUUCCUUCAACAGCAUCAGGAUUUGUCUGAUCGUGAUGCCAUCAGUGACUUGCUAGACUUUCCCCCUGAUGAUGUAGAAGUUGGUAUCCUGCCGAGAAAAUGUCGAACCAUAGAGCCCAUUGUGCCAGAGGAGAACCCGGAAGACCUGGACUUCCACAUGAGGCAAUGCCUGCACACCUACACCUCGGACUGGGUAGUGGUGAGUCGGUGCUACCAGGGCCACAGCUCCAGCGUCAUCGUCAGGGAGGCUGCACUGGAGAGGGCAGCCGUUGUGCGCACCACACAGAAGCAGGAGUUUGAGGUGGACGUUUGUGACGAGUUAUCUCGCCAUUCACAGCAGCCGCCCCUUUCUCAGGGAGAAGACGUUCCGCCCUCACCAGCGGACAGCAUUUCCUCUGUGGAGUUCCGGUGUGCCAGUGCAGCUGAGACUCCGCGUGGGAGUUGGGCCAGCAGCGUCUUCGACCUGCGCAAUUCGGCGGCCGAUCCACUGGUGCCAUCCCUGCUUGAGCGCACGCCUCCUGAGGAAUUGGAUCACCGGAAUGCAGCUCAGCGUCUCGAAAGGCGUCACGAUGCCCUGUUUGAGCUGUACCCUCUCCAGGAUGAGGAGGAAAUCAUUGAAAGGCGGAUGCCCGCUGAGCCACCACGUGAACACAUGGCUCACCGAAUUCUGGUUCGAUGCCUGGCUCUCAAACUUGAGCUGGAGGUUGAGCCAAUCUUUGGAAGCAUGGCCAUUUAUGAUGCCAAAGAGAAAAAGAAGGUUUCGGAGAACUUUUACUUCGACAUGAACUCUGAACCUAUGAAGAGGAUGCUCUCUGACCACAUUCCUUACCAUGACAUCUCGACGCUUUGUCGAUCUUGCAUCUUCAACAUCACAUACCCAUCACCUGACCUCUUUCUAGUCAUCAAACUUGAGAAAGUUCUACAGGGAGACAUCAAUGAAUGUGCAGAGCCUUACAUGAAGGACGAAAAGAACAAGGACAAGGUUCGUGCCAAUGCUCUGGCAACAUGCAAGCGCCUGGGCAAGUACCGCAUGCCCUUUGCGUGGACAGCAGUCUACCUGCUCAAUGUGCUGACAGGGGUCAACAGCCUCGACAAGGACAGUGGCAGCGAUCGAGAUAGCAUUGGCUCAAAUAACACCCUAGCAAACCUUGGAAUCGUUGUCGGUCGACGUGGCUCUCUGGAACGACGGGCUGGAUCCGAGAAGCGUCGCAGCUGGUCUCCAGAUGACUUUGCUAACAGCCUUGACACUUUUCGCCCAGUUACCCUCACUGUGUCAAGCUUCUUCAAGCAGGAAAGUGACAGACUGAGAGAUGAAGAUCUGUACAAGUUCCUCGUGGACCUCAAGCGGUCAGGCUCAAUGCUGAAAAGACUCAAGAGCAUUCCAGGCACACUGCGCCUGGACAUAUCCCCGUGUGCGGAGGAAGUACGGUACUGCCUAAGCCCCGAGUUGGCGCGUCUUCAUCCAUACCCGGAUGAGAAAGGCCGCCCAACGAAGGAGAUGCUCGAGUUUCCCUUGCGUGAUGUCCUCAGGCCAGAGUACAUCUACCGGAACCUCCUCUACAUCUACCCUCGCUCACUCAACUUUGCCGGCCGGCCAGGCUCAGCGCGCAACAUUGCUUGCCGUGUGCAGCUCCUCUGUGGAGAGGACGAGGUUACCUGCGCUCUUCCUGUGCUCUUUGGUAAAUCAAGCUGUCCUGAAUUUGUCACCGAAGUCUAUACCACGGUGACAUACCACAACAAGUCUCCUGACUUCCACGACGAGAUCAAGGUGAAAUUGCCGGCCAAGCUCACAGACAGACAUCACCUGUUCUUCACAUUCUACCACAUAAGCUGUCAACGCAAAGUGGAGCAGACCACGCCAACUGAAACUCCUAUUGGCUACACUUGGUUGCCGCUGUACCAUGACGGGCAGCUGCAAACGGGAGACCAGUUGCUGCCAGUGAUGCUGGAGCACCCUCCAGCAAGCUACUCCUUCCUUACACCUAGUGUCCAGAUUCCCAACACCAAGUGGGUCGAUGGCCACAAGGGGCUCUUUGACAUUUCCUUACAACCAGUCUCCACUGUCCAUCCUCAGGAUGAGCACCUAGACCGGUUCUUCCAGCUCUGCACUGCUGUUGAGUGCGGCCACGUGCCACAGCGUCUUCUCAAUGGCGAGACGGCAGAGACCAUGCUACGGGCUAGCCUUAUGGAGCUCGUAAAAUGCAAGCCGGGCCCGCUUGUCCGUUUCCUGCCAACCAUUCUGGAUGCACUCGUACGGCUUCUUGUGCAGCCGCCUCGGCUUGGGGGCCAGCCAUUCAACCUUGGGCAGGCUGCGUUCCAAGCACUGGCUGCUGUGGCUGAUUCAGUAGUGAAACUUUUGGAUGAUCGCAAUGACAUUCAUGGACGGAAUGCCCUGCUGGCCACCUACAUCCAGUACCAGUGCACCUUGCCCCAUCCCGAGCCAUACCUGCCGUCACCUUCCAAUGACGGACCUUCACCUCCAUUUCCUGGAUCUGCAUGCAGCCCAGCUGGGCAUCCAGCAUGUUCUGUGCCUCUGUCGAAAUCUCCCCAUGGUCGCAGCAGCAGCAACCCAGACCUUGCAAGCUCGAGUGCUUCGAGCCUGGCACACAUUGAGUCAGACUCGGACGUCAGCACAGUUGUGGCACGGCCCCUAGACCGCACUGCCAGCAUGCGGCCCGCCAACGGGACGGCCUCAUCACCCCUGAGGUCACCUCCACCACGGAAGUUGGUGCACGAGGAGCUCGUUCUUCAGUGGGUGGUAUCCAGCGGAACUGCACGAGAACUGGCGCUCAACAACACGUGGUUCCUGUUGGAGCUUGUGAUCAAGAGCAUGACUCAGCACCUUGCUGCCACGGGCCGACUUCAGGCACCACGCAGGGCGAGAUUUAGCAGUCGCUUUGUGGACGAUGUCACGACCUUGGUGACCUCACUGACAUCUGAUGUUAUUAGCCGCUGCCACCGAGAGGUGCGGGAUUUCCGGAACGUCCAGAACCUUAACAACAGCCUGGCCUUCUUCCUACAUGACCUGCUGUCUGUCAUGGACCGUGGAUAUGUCUUCAAGCUGAUCAAGGCCUUCUGCAAGCAAGUCUCAGCCAAGAUCCAGUCUCUGCCUGAUGCAAGCAGCCUGGCAUCAUUGAAGCUGGACUUCUUGCGUGUGCUGUGCAGUCACGAGCACUUUGUGACCCUCAACCUGCCCUUUGCAACCCCGCUGACCCCUUCACCGGCGACGUCUCCUUGCCCAAGCAUUGCAUCAUCCCAGGGCUCUGUGGUGUCCAGCUCUACUCUCACAGACCGAGGCAGCGCCUUCGCUGAGCUGUCACCCGAGUUUCGGCAGCAGCAUUUUCUUGUGGGCCUGGUUCUGGCUGACCUUGCAACUACCUUGCAAACCAGCAACUCACACCUACAGGCCAAGGCUGUCAACAUGGCUAGAAACCUGCUGACAGUGCAUGAUUGGGACCCACGUUUUACCGACCUGGACGUUGUCCGACCAAGGGUCGCUGCCCUUUACUUGCCUCUAAUUGCCGUGGUGGUGGAUGCUCUACCAUGUCUGUUUGAAUGGCAACCUGAAGCAAGAGUUCGUUUUGCAGAAAGUACAGAACCAAAUUCCAAGUGUCGUCCGCCGUCCAUUCAUCAAGCAGUUGCCAAUGCAAUUGCUGGUUCAUCUGUGCCUUGGCGGGAUAGCCCUGAACAUGGAAAUGCCUAUGCUCAGGGCCAGCAGAGCCAGCUGAAGGAAGAGGCCACCAGGCACCUGUUGGUCUGUUUCCUGUGGGUGCUCAAGAAUGCCGACCAGCGCACGCUGCGCCAGUGGUGGGCCGACUGGCCUCUUCACCGCCUGCAGCGCCUGCUCGACGUCCUCUACAUCUGCGUCUCCUGCUUUGAGUACAAGGGAAAGAAGACAAUGCGCAAGUUUGCCCAGCAGACACUGAGGAAGACAUCGGACAUCAAAUCCAAGCUAGAAGAUGCCAUCCUGGGCCACUCUAGUGCACGCAGUGAGAUGAUGAUGCGACGCCGUGGAAACAAUGCUGGUGUGGUUGGAGGAGAACGUAGUGGCACACCACAGACACCAGCACAGGGUGACCGGCUGAGGUGGCGCAAGGACCUAACACAGUGGCGUCACGGCUCAGAAAAUUACGACAGACCGAAGGUUGAAGUUGAAAUGGAGGCCCACAUUGAAGGGAACCUGUCCACUGAAGCGACAGCAACAAUCCUUGAUGUGCUUGAACUGAUCAUACAGGUGGUAUCUCAGUCGGAUGCACAACAAAGUGUGCUAGGCACCGUGCUGCGUGUCCUGUUGCAUGCCCUGGACUGCAACCAGAGCACUCUGGUGCUUCAGAACCUGUUUGCUACACAACGAUCACUUGUCUUCAAGUUUCCUGAGCUUCUGUUUGAGGAAGAGACGGAGCAGUGUGCCGACCUAUGCCUGCUUCUCCUGCGGCAUUGCAGCUCCUGCAUCAGCAGCGUGCGAUCCCAGGCCUCCGCCUCACUCUACCUCCUGAUGCGCCAGAACUUUGAGAUUGGAAAUAACUUUGCAAGAGUCAAGAUGCAAGUGACAAUGUCACUGAGCUCACUUGUUGGGACAAGCCAGACAUUCAACGAGGAAUUUCUGCGCAAGUCACUCAAGACUAUCCUAGUCUAUGCCGAAGAAGAUGUGGAACUCCAGGAGACUACAUUCCCAGAGCAGGUUCGGGACCUGGUGUUCAAUCUGCACAUGAUACUGUCGGACACGGUGAAGAUGAAGGAGUUUCAGGAAGACCCCGAGAUGCUGCUUGACCUUAUGUACCGCAUCGCGAAAGGCUACCAGAACUCGCCCGACCUCCGACUCACCUGGCUUGCAAACAUGGCACAGAAGCACACUGAGAGGGGUAACCACACUGAGGCAGCACACUGCCUCGUUCACUCAGCAGCUUUAGUAGCUGAGUACCUGCACAUGCUGGAGUACAAGCCGCACCUGCCCAUAGGAUGUGUUUCCUUCGAGAAUGUGUCUCAAAACAUCCUGGAAGAGAGUGCAGUGUCUGACGACGUGUUGUCCCCAGACGAAGAAGGCAUAUGCACUGGGAAAUACUUUACUGAGAAUGGGCUUGUCGGUCUGCUGGAGCAGGCAGCCAACUCGUUUUCCUUGGCUGGUAUGUACGAAGCAACAAACGAGGUGUACAAGAUCCUGAUACCCAUUGCUGAGGCGCAACGAGACUACAAGAAGCUUGCCAACAUUCAUAACAAGCUUCAUGAAGCUUUCACCAAAGUUGACCAGCAGGCUGGCAAGAGAGUCUUUGGCACAUAUUUUCGUGUGGGGUUCUACGGUCCACGGUUUGGAGACUUGGAUGGUGAGGAGUUCAUCUACAAGGAACCCACUCUGACCAAACUGCCCGAAAUUUCGCACAGACUAGAGAACUUUUACUCGGAACGGUUUGGCUCCGACUAUGUGGAGGUCAUCAAGGAUUCAAACAUGGUGGAUGUCUCAAGGCUUCAUCCAGAAAAAGCGUACAUUCAGAUAACCUAUGUGGAGCCCUAUUUUGACAUGUAUGAAUUGCGAGAGCGGGUGACACACUUUGACAAGAACUACAACAUCAGGCGCUUCGUCUAUGCCACACCUUUCACAACUGACGGUCGAGCCCACGGUGACCUCCAUGAGCAGUUCAAACGGAAAACUAUUGUAACCACAGCAAAUUCUUUUCCAUAUGUAAAAACGCGCAUCCAGGUCAUUGAGAGGACACAGAUUGUCCUUCGACCAAUUGAAGUGGCCAUUGAGGACAUCCAGAAGAAGACGGCCGAACUAUCGCGGGCGACGCGGCAGGAGCCAGCUGACCCCAAAAUCCUGCAGAUGGUGCUGCAGGGUUGCAUGGGCACUACCGUCAACCAGGGGCCUCUCGAGGUGGCUCUUGUCUUCCUCGCUGACUUGCUCGACCCUUCACGUGUCCCCACACCACCACAGCACAAACUAAGACUCUGCUUCCGUGACUUCAGCCGCAAGUGCUUUGAGGCAUUGCGUAAGAACAAGACCCUCAUUGGACCUGACCAGCGGGACUACCAGAAGGAAUUGGAGCGCAACUACAAUCGUUUCAGCGAACGGCUGCAACCCAUGAUACGGAACAACAGUGCCUCUCCAUUUUGGGCAAAAGGAAACUUACUGCGGCAACCAUUGCAAGAGCCCUGAUGUGCCGCAGGUGAUGUUGUAAACAAGUAACAUAUAACAGUGAUGUCGGCCUAGGUUUUAGUUUAGCCAUUGAGAGCAUUUUGCCAAAGCCAUUCAGGAACCAAUAGCGCAGCAUUUUUUAAAUAGCUCCAACCACAAUCCAUUUUCAAAGCAACUGAUUGUGUGAAAUUUGAGUGCUUCUCAUGUGCCUACUUUGUUGAGCAUGUAAGGAUGUGCAGUGAGGUGUGUGCCUUGUGAAAUGUUUCAUUUGUGCAUCUAUGCAGUUCAAGUUUCAUUACUACCAUUGUGCAGUAUUUCCUGUGAUCUCUUAAGUAACCAAACAAAGUCGUAUGGAAUACAUACGCUUUAAUUUCAGUGAACAUAAGUGCUCGCACAAUGGUUCUUUCAUUUGCAUAGAGGCGAUCAUGCUGAGCCGUACGGUUUCGUUUGUUUACAAGUUUGCUUUAAUGCUCAUUUUUAGUUUAUAGCAGUAAUUGUCCUUAAUUUUGCAUUUCACAUUCUUUAGCUUUGUUUGGGACCACUGGGUGUACUACUUAAAGAAAUCAAGUGAGCACAAGUUCCAAGCACUGCCAUAGCCAGUUUUGCAUUGCUUCAGAAAUACAAAUGCUGUUAAAACACAUCUGUAUUCUGCAUUGACUCCAGGUACUGUGCUUUGACUGUUCCAUCUCCUGGUGCUAAGAGCCGGUCAAAUGGCCAAGCCAUUCUCAAUAUAUUGUGUUAUACUGCCAUUCUUGACUCAAAGCAGUGGAAGCAUGCAUGAAUGGAUAGUCAAUGCAAUUUUACUGAGAAGCACACUGGAGAGCUCAGUAUUGUGUAACACGCUUUAACGUUCACGCAUUUAUUUCUGCUUGGGUUGAAGUUGUUUAACUUUAGCACUUAGGAGAAUAAUGUGUUCAUAUUUAACUGACUCAGGCUUUCAUUUUAUCUUCAGACGUAUUGUACACUUAUAGUUCUGUUUUGAAAGCGUUCAUUUCACUGUGUUAAUGGAUUUUAUUGCAGUGUAAUAAAGAAAGUAAAAGAAAAUAA
Messenger RNA from Dermacentor andersoni, 7388 nucleotides. RefSeq names its product dedicator of cytokinesis (gene Zir). Lineage: Eukaryota; Metazoa; Arthropoda; Arachnida; Ixodida; Ixodidae. Gene Ontology annotation, biological process: small GTPase-mediated signal transduction; positive regulation of GTPase activity. The record is from RefSeq and is a predicted model, not a curated record. Gene Ontology annotation, molecular function: guanyl-nucleotide exchange factor activity.